Molecule: messenger RNA, 1407 nt
Organism: Cylicocyclus nassatus
Lineage: Eukaryota; Metazoa; Nematoda; Chromadorea; Rhabditida; Strongylidae
Source: the annotation of a GenBank genome assembly
AUGAGGAAAGAGCCCUUGGAUGUGGAUCAGAUUGGGUGCUUAACCACAAGGACUCGUUAUAUCGUCCUCAUACUAGGAUCGGCAUGUAUUGCCUCGAUAGCUUCAAAUAUGGUAGUCCUCAAUUUCACUUUGAUUUGUAUGGGUAGGGAAUACAAUGAGAGCACUCCCCUUGAUCUGGAGAACAGAGGUCCAUACGACUACUCACAAUCAGAGAAAUCGUACUUGAUGUGGGCAGUGGCUGUUGGAACGCUAGUCGCAGCAUGGCCAUUUCACUGGUUUUACCAGAAAUACGGUGCAAGAUCCGUAUUUUUCACGGCUGGUGUUAUCUCAACAGUUGCCACAGCCGUCAUGCCUUUUAUGGCAGCCCAUACUUGGAUUGGGCUUCUUGUAGCAAGAUUCUUCCAGGGAGUGUCAUUUGGCGCUGACUUCGCUGCAAUCGGCUUGAUUGUUGUCAACUGGGCUUCAUUAAAGCAGCAUGGUUUCUUCAUCUCGCUUUUGUCAUCGUUCUCUCAGAUCUCAGUGAUGUUCACUAUGCCGGUGGCCGGUGAGCUAUGUGAAUCAUCAUUCGGGUGGUCUUCGGUGUAUUAUGUUCAUGCUGCUCUCAGCGCUGUAUUAUUCACUGCUUGGUUCUAUUAUUACAGAAACAAUCCGGUUAAGCAUCCGUCGAUGACAGAAAUUGAGCUGGAAAAGAUACAUCGUGGCAAGGGAGAAAUCAACGAACAUGAGUCAACGCCAGUUAAGGAAAUUUUGACAAAUCACAUAAUGUGGUCUGUAUGGUUAUCCGCUUUCGGUGAGCUUAUGAUGUCUCAGUUUAUCGUAAUGUAUGGUCCCACUUAUCUCAAAGAGGUUCUCGGAUUCCGAGUCGCCCAUACCGGUUAUUUUGUUGCCGUUCCUCGCGCUCUCCACUUAAUGUUCAAAAUAAUUAGUGGAAUUGCUAGUGAUAGAAUCCUCUUCAUCUCAGAAAAAACUAAAAUGAGAAUUUUCAACACGAUUGCAUUGAUGGUGUCUGGGACUUUCUUUUGCGUUCUUGGAUUCAUCUCUAAAGACAUGGCCACUUAUGCUCUAAUUUCUCUAUUGAUAAUCGAAUGCUCCACUGGCUUCAUUUGCGGUGGAUUCUACAAAUGCGCUACGCUUGUGGCAAGGCAGCACUCUCACUUUGUGCUAUCACAAAUACAAUUCAUCAAAUGUUUAUCUCUCUUCAUCGAACCAUUACUUGUAUUUUUGAUAUGCAAACACAACACAAUCACAGAAUGGAGGGUCGUUUUCCUUAUCCAUGGAAUCCUUUUGAUAGUGGGCAACAUUAUCUUCUGCUACUAUGCCACGGAUAAACCAGCUUCGUUUACCAAACGGAAAGAUCCGGACGCAAGUCUGACCGAGCAAAAAAGAUUGACCGCCGAAGACGAGUGA